This is a messenger RNA of Mytilinidion resinicola, 459 nucleotides long. RefSeq lists its product as uncharacterized. Lineage: Eukaryota; Fungi; Ascomycota; Dothideomycetes; Mytilinidiales; Mytilinidiaceae. The coding region runs from base 1 to 459 and encodes 152 amino acids. The transcript has a single exon. The record is from RefSeq and is a predicted model, not a curated record.
AUGUCACAGGAUACUGCAGAGCCCAAUCAGCUUCAGGCUUCAGUACCUCAAGCCUGCAUUCCAGAAACAUCCUCUUGUCCAAUCGAUAUUCGACCUAGCGAAAGCUCGACGGGAGUGCAACCUUCGUCCGGUCAGGCAUUAGCAUUUAGCUCCGCCCCACCGAAACAAUUCGCCGUCCCGAGUAGCUGCAUACUUUCAAAACCUAGCAGCUCAUUCACAACAUGGGAUGACUCGACACGUUGCGAUUUCAUCAGCGAUGCAGACCUUUCUUUUAACGGCAAAAAAGGGCCUAUUCUAGAGGAGGCACCAUCACCGCCAAAACCGCAAUUACCAGUUAUGCCUCUAUUGAAGAGGGAGAAAGUGGAUCGGUCGCGACAGGCACACCGUAUAUUGCACAGCAGAGUGGCAAAGAAGGCACUACCAGAGAUUAGCGAAAAUUCGAAAGAAGGGGCUAAAUGA